AUGGACGGAGUCCGGAAUCCCGUACACGAUCCACCUCCGCCAUCUCCCAAGGCAGCAGCAGGGAGCGAGGAGGGUGGAGACGCAGCAGCAGCGGCAGCAGCGAUUCCAGAGGAAGUGGAGUGGAUUGGGUUCUGGAAGCCGAAUCUCACCAUUUCACUCAUUGACGACUUCACUGCGUAUCCUCGAACAGCGAUUCCCGAGAUUUUCCACAAACACAUGACGUUCGACGCAGACACAGGCAACUACUUCCCCACGCUGCACAUGAACGAGUUCUGGCUACUCAAAGACAAGCUCGUGCAGCUCAACAGCACCGUGGCCGAGGUGCCGCUCUCCCUCGUCGUGGAGACGCUGCCGCUGUGGCGCUGGCAGAUCUACCUCUCCAUGGACCAGUCCUUCAAGCUGCAGCAGCAGUUCGGCACCGCCGUGGAGUCCGAGUCUGAUGAACUCAAGAGGGUGUUUCUGGAGGGCAACCCCAUUCUCCUGGGCAUCACGGUGGUGGUGUCCCUCCUGCACUCCGUCUUUGACUUCUUCGCCUUCAAAAACGACAUUGCGUUUUGGAACCAGAACAAGUCAAUGGAGGGUCUGUCCGCGCGCUCAGUGGUGAUCAAUUUCGUGUGCCAGCUGAUCAUCUUCCUCUACCUGCUGGACAACAACACGUCGUGGCUCAUCAUCAUCUCCUCCGCCAUCUCCUGUGGGAUCGAAUUCUGGAAGAUUGGCAAGGCCAUGCAUGUUGAGAUUGAUCGUUCAGGCACCAUUCCCUGGUUGCGCUUCAGGGACCGCGAGUCGUACGCGCGCAACAAGACCAAGGAGUACGACGCCCUCGCCAUGCGCUACUUCUCCUACGCACUCUACCCUCUCGUUGCCAGCUAUGCCGUGUACUCGCUCAUAUACGAGACGCACAAGAGCUGGUACUCCUGGGUGCUUAACUCUCUCACCGGUUGCGUCUACACUUUCGGCUUCAUCAUGAUGUGUCCGCAGCUGUUCAUAAACUACAAGCUCAAGUCGGUGGCGCACCUGCCGUGGAGGCAGAUGACCUACAAGUUCCUCAACACCAUCGUUGAUGACCUCUUUGCGUUUGUCAUCAAGAUGCCCACACUGCACCGCCUUUCUGUGUUCAGAGACGACAUCAUCUUUCUCAUCUUCCUGUACCAGCGCUGGAUCUACCCUGUUGACAAGCAGCGCGUCAACGAGUUUGGGUUCGGAGGGGAACCUGAGGCAGCCGCACUCACUGCUGCUGCUGCUGCUGAUGGUGCUGAUGGUGCUGCUGGUGCUGACAGGCUGACGGCUGCUGAGGCAGAAGUUGCAGCCGCUGCUGCUGCUGCUGAGGGUAGUGAGGGGAGAGCAGGAGAUAAUGAGGGUGCUGGGGGUGCAGGGGCACGUGCAGUGUCGGAGGAAGGACUUGUGAGGAGAGGCAAGGGGAAGGGGAAGGGGAAGGCAGGAAAAGGGGCUGGUGGUGAGGGGGAGGAGAGUGCUGACGAGGAUGAUAAGGUGAAGGAGAAAUGA
This is a messenger RNA of Closterium sp. Naga37s-1, 1503 nucleotides long. The record is from the annotation of a GenBank genome assembly. NCBI's taxonomy places the organism in Eukaryota, Viridiplantae, Streptophyta, Zygnematophyceae, Desmidiales, Closteriaceae.